This is a messenger RNA of Polypterus senegalus (gray bichir), 9839 nucleotides long. RefSeq names its product GRB2 associated, regulator of MAPK1-like (gene garem2). Lineage: Eukaryota; Metazoa; Chordata; Cladistia; Polypteriformes; Polypteridae. Bases 207 to 2993 code for a protein of 928 amino acids. The record is from RefSeq and is a predicted model, not a curated record. The transcript has 6 exons.
UAAGAGGCGGGUCUGCACGAAUCCCAUGGGAAAAAUCUCUCUCUCUCUCUCUCUCUCUCUUCACCCAAAAAUCCCAUUCACUCUGUUCAACAUGGCGAUGCCAGGAGGAAUUACGCAAAAGCGACACGGAGCGGCUCCGCUGAUAUCUCCGACUUGGUGUGAAUUUGUAAACUCUCGGACCUCCUGCCGGUUAUGAUGUUGGAACGAUGGAUAAGUUUUCGGGUAACCUUUCCGAGAUCAAAUGGAGCUCGGUGUCCUUGCCUUUGGAUUUAAUAAUUAGCAAAUUCCGACUGCCAACCCUGGUGCGUCUCAGCCAAGGAGACCAUGUGGAAGGCCUGACAGAGCAGGACGUCAUACUCAUUCAUUCGUGUAGACAAUGGACCACGGUAACGGCUCACAGCUUGGAGGAAGGGCAUUAUGUUAUUGGUCCAAAAAUUGAUAUCCCACUGCAAUAUCCUGGAAAGUUCAAACUGCUAGACCAAGAUCGAGAUGUGAGGGAGCCUGUCCAGUACUUUGGGAGUGUUGAGGAAGUAGCCAGUGUUUUUCCAGAUAGAGUUUUUGUAAUGGAAGCCAUCACAUUUAGUGUGAAGGUGGUCUCUGGAGAAUUCAGUGAAGACAGUGAAGCAUACAACUUCACGUUGCAUGCUGGUGAUGAGCUCACAUUAAUGGGACAGGCAGAGAUCUUAUGUGCCAAGACUGUAAAAGAGAAAUCUCGGUUUAACACGAUUCUGCGAAAGCUGGGGAAAACCAGCACUCUAAGCAAGCAGGUAAAAGGGAAGAUGCCCUGUUUAAUUUGUAUGAAUCACAGAACCAAUGAAAGUCUCAGUUUACCAUUCCAGUGUAAAGGCAAAUUCAGCACCCGCAGUCCCCUAGAAAUCCAAAUGCAAGAAGGUGAGCACACCAUCCGGAGCAUCAUUGAAAAAGUUCGUCUGCCUGUCAAUGUAAUAGUUCCCAGCAGGCCUCCAAGAAAUCCAUAUGACCUUCACAUCAUCCGGGAAGGCCACCGUUACAAGUUAGUGAGCAUUAUCUCCAAGACUGUAGUUCUGUGUUGCAUUCUACGGAAAGAAGAGGUGGCCCCCUUUCAUUUUUUGCUGCUGACGGAUAUGCCCCGCUUCUUGUUGCCUGAGGGUCUCCUUCGGGGAGAUCCUGUGUUUGAGACAGCCACACAUGAGAGUUCGUUAUUUUGCCAGGAGCGGUUCAACCCUGAUGAGUAUUCCAAGGCAGUGAGAGAGGUGAAAGCAGAUUUUACAGACGAGUGCACAAGUCCACGACGGAUCAGGGUGUGCUUACAGGGUUUAACCUCAAAUUCCUUGAACUAUGCACGAGAUGAGCUGACACAGUCUUUUCAGCGACUAUCUUUAUGUGUUUACAGUGGCUCUUUGAUGCACGCUAAUGGUGAUCACACCCAGAGUUGCAGAGACUCACUGGGAGAACAGCAAAUCAUGCCUCAUGAACUUUUAACACCAGCUGAAGGUAGUGAAAGUGAACGAGAAUAUGUAACUCCUGACUGGGCAGAAAAUGAAUUCAGGACUGUGGAACAAGCAGAAAUUCCAUAUGAGGAAUUAUGGACCAGUCCAAACAUGGGGAAUUUAACAGAUGUCAGUGGAAAUGUACAAAGUAAAGAAUGUGGAGUUAAAAUAGAACAAAAUCUUAUUUCUUUCCAUUCAUCCACAUCAUCUUUGGAAGGACCUGUGGGAUCACCUAAUAUUGCAAUAUUGCAAAUGGAGGAAAGCAAUAAAGUGCCAACGCCUCCUCCAGUACCUCCAAAAUCAGAAGCUGUGAAAGAAGAAUGCAGAUUUUUAAAUGCACCCCCAGUUCCUCCAAGAGGCAGCAAAUCCAUGUCUGUUCCCAGUCCUCCAGUUCCUCCUCGAUUUCCCAAAGCACAGUUCCAACAAACACAGAUCCAUCCUGCACACUCUCCAAACCCAAGUUUAUCCUACUAUUCUUCUGGGCUUCAUGACAUCUCUGGAACUCGCAGUGGCAGCUGUUCACCUUCUCCAGAUUCUUACUCUCUUUACUGCUAUCCAUGUACCUGGGGAGACUGCAAGUCUGUCGAUUCAACCACCCGCCAACUUUCAGGAAGCAAUGCCGCACCUGGUGUGCAACCAGUCCCAACGUCCUGGUCAGACCCUUGGGCUUACACAGAGAGUAUGCCUAGUGUGGCCAGUGGACGCUCCACACCUCUCCUCAGCACUGAUAUGGCUUAUAAAAGUUACUACAGUUGCCCAAGACUAAAACCCCCACAGUCACAGAAACGUUUUGCUCCAUUUGGUGCCCUGAACCCAUUUGCGAAUCCAGGAUAUUCAUGCAGUCCUUCCUCUUCUCCUGCUGAUUGGCUAGAACCUGCAGAGAGGCAGAAGUCCCCAUCAUUGGCCUCUGAGGCAUUUGACCCUUUUGAUCCAGCAAACAGCCGAAGUGCCUCUCCUGAUAUUACUUCUAUCAACUCGGGAGAUAUGAGGUUCAGCCAGGAACUCCGGAACUGCCAGCAGGAGCAGGUCUAUAAAUCGAGUGAUGGGGGGCUGUGUCCACCUCCACCACCUCGACCACCCAAGAGUUUUGAAGCUGAGAACAUCAUUAUCAGAAGCACAGCCCCGCUUUCUCCAACAAUUGUGAGAGGCGCAGAGGGCGGCAUUACUAGAGUCUACCUCACCCAAGGGGUUAUUGAGGUCCCACCUGUGUCUACCAGGAGCAACCCAGAGACUCCAGCAUCAGCACCUUCUUCCCAAGCUCCCAGUGUGCCAAGAGCAAAUGGGGAUGGGUCUGCCUGGCACCCUCCCUCUGACCUGUCCACACUAUCAGUGGAGGAGGUCUCCAAGUGCCUAAGGUUUAUUGGUCUCUCAGAAGAUGUUGUAACAUUUUUUGUGCGAGAACGGAUUGACGGGAGCAUCUUUGUACAGCUGACGGAGGAGAUCCUUUCAGAUGACUUUAAAUUGACAAAACUGCAGGUCAAGAAAAUCAUGCAGUUUAUCAAAGGCUGGAGGCCUAAAAUUUAAUUCCAGUUUAGGUAAAGGUGUUGAUGGCCCUUCAAAUUACUACUCAUAGGGGGAAUGCUACCUGACUAAAUCGCAACAAAUAAUUGAAAAUAAAGCACAGAUGUUAUCAAAAGUGGGAAACUGAAACUGUUUUUUUAGGAGCAGAUUUUUCUUAAAUCAUGGAAGUAACAUAGAAGCUGUGAUGUGUAACAUUUGGCAGUGUAAUAUUUACAGGCUCAAUUUACUGUAUAUCAUCAAAGGCAUAAACAGGCUAUUUGGGGCAUUUACUUUUCUUACCAUGAAGAGGUUUCAGGCGUUCAUUAAGUUCUAGAAGGACUUAACUGCUUGUUAUUACCAAGUGCUAGCACUUUAAAUCUGUCUAAAUUAAGCAGGUCCCUUUGCUUUUGGACAGUUGUGAAAUGAGGUGCUGAGGUGCUAUUAGAAACUAAGAAAUAUUAAAGCUACUUAUUAGCCAAGGCCAAGGGAGACUUCUUAGCUUAGACAGCAAAGUGCUAGCACUUGAACGGCAAACAUCUGUCCACGUAAGAGCAUAGUUUACCCAGAAUAUUUGGUCUUGCUGUCACAGUGAUGCUGUGAAUUAGCAAAUGGCUAAUCUGAACAUUUAAACAAGAGUGCAAUUCUUCUAAAGGUUCAGAAACUAUAGCCUGUAGCAGCCCUUUGAUUGUGGUUGCUGUUUUUACGAAAUCAGUUUCAUAAAGAGAAGCCCGUUAUUUAUCAUUUAAUUUUCCUCAUUUUUGAUCAAAGCACAUUGGUUUCUGAAGAAGUUUUGUUUCAAAAUUUUGAAAUGUAUAGGACCCUCUCCUGUUGGAUCAGAAUUUGGAUUAAGCCUGUGCAGAAAAUGAAUCCAUGGCUGGCUAUUUUGUUAUCUGCUACCCCUCAGCAGGACAAGUAGAGCAGAAUCUCAACAAGAAAACACACUGAUUGUAUUUAUUAUGUAGGAUUUCAUUUUCCCUUUUGUUUCACAAUAAUUUAAUUUCUUUUUAAAAUGUGUGUAUAGAUAUUUCUUUAUUCUUAACUCUAGUCUACUCCAUUAACGUCUUUAAAUUUCUUGUAAAAUAAAGAAGGUUAUAUAGUAAAGUAAAGGGCUGUAUAUUAAAGUAGCUUUAAUAAUUUAUCCAGUGUCAUUUGCUCCCAACAGACAUUUUAAAGUGGAAAUGUAAUUAAAGAGUGGCCUCAUAAGAAAUAUAGGACUUGGUACAUUGUCUGCCCAGUCCACUUGCUGGAUAAAUCAAUCCACUGAUUUUCAAAUUUACUUCAUCCAGUUGAGACUGGUGGGGUCACAACAGCAUCAGGCGCAAUAUAGGAACUAAUCCUGAGGUUGGGCAAAAUCGGAUAUUAGAUCUUUGUGGAAAAGGAAAAUACUGUACCUACUGGUAGAAGUAAUGGCAAUUAUGGGGAAUCUACAAUAUUUCCAAAUUUCAAAGAGAACUUGAUCAUUUAGGACAAGCCUUCAUAAAUCUGAGUACUCAGACAAUAACAAAAUCCUAUUAUUGAAGCAGCCGUACACUUCUAAAUUGAAUAUCCAAAUAUAAAUAGACUUGACCACUGUGAGUGAAUAUUUCUGUGCAAGUAACAAAAAAAGGUUUGUCAAAGGAGUUUCAAUCUGACAUUCGAUAUAAAUUAAAGGAGACCUGAGGACAACCAAAAUGUAUGCAAGUAUUUAGUUGUGACAUGAAGGUUAUUAUCUGACAUUUUAUUAACAAUAUAGUGUCAAAUAUACAUAAAAUAACCUAAAGAAAUUGCCACCACAGUUUUCAUGUGCUUUUUAAAAAGUUCUUCUCAACCAACCUUUUGUAAAGAGCUUUGAGAAGAAUGUUUUCACAGGAUAUUAAAAGGCAUUCACGCAAGCUUAUUUAAUUUACAGUGUUGGGGUUAUGUCUCUGAGUCAUUCUUACCCUGUGUGUCUGAUUAGCCCAGUAACAAGGGCAAAGUUAUAUUGGGGCAACUGGCCUUUGGUCCAUGAUUCCUUACUAUGAUUAUUCACAGCAAGUCCACCUUUGGUGCUUCCUUCAUUCACCACUCGGAGAAGGUUCCUUUCACACAAGCAAUAAAUAAAACUGAAGCACAAUGCUGCCAUAUAGCAAUCACGUUCAUUUGAUAUAGUGCCUUUCAUACUUUUAAAACUUCAACUGUUUAUUUUUCCACUUAAAUUUGCAGUCACAUCCAGCAGUGCCCUAACAGCUCACAUAUACUCAUCAUUUUUCUUGAAAUGCAGUUUUAGAAAAGGAAUAUUUUAUUUUAUUGCUUGGUCCUGAUGCUUGAUGUGUAGAUUCUAAUUCUAUUCUUUAACCAUGUUGGGAUUGGUACCAGUCACCCCCAUGAUCCUGAAUUAGAUAGAGCCAGUAUAUAAGAGGGACAGAGGGGUGAACAUCUCCAAGAUCCGCUUUAAAACACGUCAUCACAUGCCAAUGCAAACCUCAUCCGUGUUGUAAUUUCCUCACAACUACAAGUUAUUGUUAUGAAGAUACAUAUAAUUAGCAAUACGCAGAAGAAAAACUCAAUUUUUGGCAAAAAAUUUAUUUCGAAAGAGUAGUUUGGUGGUUAUCAAUGCUGCCUCCAGCUCCAGGACACUUGGUUUGAUUUCUAGCCUAGUAGUUAUCAGUGAGUGCAUUUACAGUACAUGCACACAGAAAACCGGGUUAAGAUGGGUAAUGGAUUAAGGUAGAAAUGUGGGUUUUUUAACCCCCCACAUGUAUGAGACCAUUUACGGAGUUCUGCUUUGGCAAAAUGCUUCAAUAUCAUAAAAACGCACUAACAAAAAUAGAUUAAACAUCAUCAACGUCUGCUAUGAAUCUAAGAACAAGCAUGGAGGCUGUGUCUCCGUGGAUUGUGCUCUUGAACGUAGCACUGUAUGUUUAGUUCAUCAACAUAAAUUCAGUGAUUUCUGAAAUAUUGACACAGAUUAUUUUAACCAGGAGAAGGAAAGAUGUGAUCGCCCAAACUUUUGCCUUAGAAAAUGUAUCUUUGUGGACACUUCCACCAAGUUUUACCCGUGGCUACAGGAUGCAUGUGCAAAGCAAAGACAUACACAAGCUAACAGAGUGCAACAGACAGGCGUAGACUAUAAAAUCCUUAACUGCAAUCCAGUUAAGGGUUUACAUGGUUAUAUAACUAGGUUACUUGAGGAAGAAAUCAACAUAUGUUAACCUGGUUUCUCAUGAUACUGCUAUCUAGCUUUCUCUAACCGGAUUAAGGGUAUACAUGGCAUUUUUAAAGGUGGGUGAAUGACCGAGUGAUUAAAGCGUGUGUGAACACACUCAUUGUACAGUCUACCUAUUCUUCCCAUGUUUGUGCACUUUUUUCUCCAGAUUCUCAACUUUCUUUCCACAUCCCAAAGUCUUGUAGGUCAAUUAAAUUGAUAACUGAAUAUAUCUGUGUUGGCAUGUACCUACGUAUGCCUUUCAUUUGAUUUGUUAAAGAAAUAUGUUUUUCCUUAAUAUUUGCUUAUUUGAAGAUAGCAAUACAGAAUUCAGCAGCCUAGAAGUUUGUAAAUCAUUCAGAAAGCAAUAAUUUGAAAGAAUAAAGUGAUGCUUUUCUUUGCCAACAAUGUUUGUUAUACUGUAUAGUACUUUUCAUAGAACACUCUCAUAGAACACAAUGGCUAAAUUUGAAACAACAAGUAAAAGCGUGAUACAAGAUCACAAAAAUAACUCGAUAAAUUAAAGAAAUAUUGGCAUUGAUAUAAGUCCACACAAGUUUUAACAGUUGAUUUCUGUUUAUUUUAUACAUUGAGCAAUUCAGCAUGCAGAGCUUGGCACACAUAAUGCUCAGUGUAUACCAAUAUUUAAAAUUCAGAUGCAUUUAUCACUUAGAACCUAUGGUAGUAGAUGGAUAUAUUUGCUCAUUAAUUUCAUACAGUACUUCUUCAUUUUGUACCUGUCAUGCCACUGUGUAGGUAUUUAUGGAUGUUAAGAUGACUACUUUAUGGCCUGCGGGCUAAUAUCCCCUACCCUAAUUUUGACUCCUAUCAGUUGGUGUUGUUUUGCCCUCAGUGCUGAUAAAUUUUAUUACUGGUAAAAAGUGACAGAAACUGAGCAGUUGCAUUGUUAGAAUAUUAUAUGGUCCUAUUUUAUGAUCACAUUCAUAUUAAUAAAUACCCAGCAAUUGUUCAUUGUUUUUGUUAUAAAAACAGGCAAUUCAAUCAGAAGGAAUUCUUUUAACUCUAUGUGUCUUUCAGUACCAUGCUGUCAGAAAAUUGCUUUACGCACACCAUAUGAAGCAACAUGGAAACUGUUCAGGAUCUACUGUGACCAUCAAAAUAUAUACAUUACACUAAGAGAAUUUCGUGUGUGCUAUGAUGCAUAUAAGUUGUUUUUUGAAGAAGGGUAUUAUGAUUUUUUUUUCCAGAGUUUUAAAAGAAUUUGAUAAUUACCCAUCGGGGAAAAAUAUAUAUUGCUAUCAUGGCCUACUUUUUUUAGCUUCCUAAUUGAAAUAAGUUGAGAAUUGUCAUAAUAUUAUUGUGCUAACAUCUUGGUGGCACGAUUCUCCCAUGACAUACCUUACACAUUCUGCAAAACAGUCCCUGAGCAUACUGCAAAACUGACAUCAUCAAUCCAUUGUAAUCACCUCGUCCCAAGAAGGAUGGAGGAGUCCAGAGGAAUAGUUGGGAUGCCAACCAGGCAAUUCCAUUUAAUUCAGAGUAACAAAAAACAAGUGUAUGAUGGCACAAUAAAAAUCAGACAGUCAAAGGCCGUUUCAAAGCUUUAGUUGACUGACAUAAAGGUAGCUUUCUGAACAGGUCAGGUUGGAAGCUCUGUCCUGUAGCAGGCUUGAGUCCAAAUGAGACCCCUCAUUCUGAGGACGUCUGUUCUAAGACUCCAUUCGGAGGAGCUGGACCUUCUCUGGGUGCCAUAGAGCGGUUAUGUUCCCAUCACCUACUGUAUAUGGAAUAUUAGUCUUAUGUCAGACAAAGCAGCACACACUGGUCCGGUUUAGAGCCACUAAUCACCCUAACAAAACAUCUUUGAGAGACGUGCAACAUGCAGACUUUCGGAUAUGCCCAUUCUAGUAUUCUACCUUAAGAUUUCAAAAGAAAAUUAUUGAUAUUCCAGGAAAUACAUAUUCAAUAUAGAAUCACAGCAAUAAUUGUUUUGUUUAAUGAAAUAGGAGUAACAUUAAAUGUAGUAUUAUUUUGUUAUUGCAAACCACUUAAAAAUGCAAAGGUGUUCUGGGGCAAUUUUUAUUUUUUCUGGACCGGCACAAGCGCUACAGCCACUGCCUGCUGGAAGGGCAUGAACAUUUUAAUGAAACUUAAUCUUCAUUGUUGAAUUUUCAUAUCUUUCUUGUAUCCACAAGAGUUUGGUUUUUGAGGACUGUAGUUUUCUCCCACAUUCUAAUAUGGCUCAUACUUGGAUAAUUAGCAUGGGUAAACUUGGCUUGUCCAUGCACAAGUAUGGUCUAUAAUGAAGUGCUGUCCUGUUUAAUGUUACAUUUUGCUUGUACCUGAUACCUUCAGAAUAUAAUCACACUAUCCAAAAUGCUGAAUUGAAACCAACCAGUUCAGAAAAUGAGAAAUAAAAUGAAUGUGGGUGCAUGCAUUCUUUACUGUGUCCUGCAUUUUAUUUGUAUACCAUCCAGGCUCCCAUAUUGCAUUGCUUCCUACAAUUCCAGCCAUUAAUUUUUCAUCAAAUGGGAUUAGAAAAUGGGAUACAUAAUACAAAAAAUAUAUAUACUAAAAACUGUGUGCGCUGCAUGGUGACAUAGUGUAUACAGAUGGCACCUCCUCAUAGCUCUACAUCCAUAAGCAUGAAUCCAUCCUAGGCUUUGCCUGUGUCAAGUUUAUUUAAUUGGAGACUCUGAACUGGCCUAGUGUAAGUGAGUAUGCCCUGUGACAGACUAGGACCUUGUUCAGGGAUGGUCCUUGCUUUGUACCCAAUUUGGGCAAAAUAUGGCCCCUUCAAUUCUGAAUUAGACUGACAAGGUUUAAUGACGGAAUAAAGGAAAAGUUAUAUAAAUCAUUUGUUUACCAGGUUGUUUCUUAAAGUCCCGAUAUCUAUUUGAGUUUCCUACAUUUUUAAACAGAAUAACUAUAGUUCUAGUCCAAUUAGAUAAUAAAGAAAACAGUUUCAACAAAAUCUUGAUUUACAAAAUGAUAUGCUUUUAAGAGUCAUACUGUGUAUAUGAUGGAUCGUUGUCAAAACCCUAUGAGAGCUGUCUUUUUCCAACCUCCAUACCAAUUUCACAGCAAUAUAACUUGCAUAAAGACUUUUGAUUCCCACAUGAAAUGGAAUAUGAAUGCAUAAUAGUCAUUCCAGCUAUCAAAUCGGAUCUGUUUCCUGUUUACCAAGUGAUUAUAUGGCAUCAGCAAACACGGAUUUCAAGGAAGCUUUUGUGUUUGCUUUUUACGCAUAGCUCAGAAAUUUGUUCCUUACUUUAACUUGAUUCGUUGCACAGUUAAGUAUUUUCCCUAAACUGGAGGAACAUUUUCUUGUACAAUCUGCCUUUUGUGUAUCUUUGUCUUGGUUGAAUAGCUUAUUUUGAAGGGAAUAAGUAUUAAUGUGUUGCCCUUUGUAGCUCUGAAAAUGUUUUACUUGCUCUGUAGUUUUUGUUUACUAACUAAUAAAGUGAAAGAAAGUGAUGUACUGUACAGCACAGUUUAUACAUGGUGAGAGACUGAGGUGUAAUACCCAUCUGUAGUUGACAGUAGUGACAUUAUUAAAUGGCCUCAUAGCGACAACUUUGAGACCAACAGUGGAAGACUGUGCAGAAAGUGCAACAAAGCUGAAGCGUCCAUCAGCAUGUUCUCAAAAGACAGCACCUCAUAACCAGGCCUGUUUACCAAUUAAAAUCCUCACUUGCAGAAUUUUAUAAAAUUUUAUUUUAUUUGCUUGAUUUUAAGUUAUGUCC